CCCGCGCGUUUCCUUUUCUCUGCAAAAGAAAUGGGCGCAAGCGAACAAGAUACUGUAAUGGCAGACUCCUCCAACGAUCAAUCACUGAAGCUAGCAGUUGCUAUUUCCCUUCUCCGAUCAAAGAUCCUCGAGAAGCAGCCUCCUCCGUCCUGUCCUCCAUCCGAAUCCGACGCUCUCCGGUGGAAACGAAAGGCAAAGGAGCGAAAGCAAGAGCUUCUGAGACUCAGAGAAGAUCUGAAGGAAGCUGAAGAUGCUUCGCAGUGUGAUCUCUUCCCGCAAAGUGCUUCCUGCAAGUGCUUUUUCUUUGAUAGUUUGGGGAAAUUUAGCUCUAAGCCAGAUGGAGAUGCUUCUGAUUGCAGAUUCAAUGAUGUGCUUCGCCGCAGAUUUCUUAGACAAGUUCGAUUUAUGGAAAGAAAGAGAGCAUCUGGUUCAGCUACAAAACGGCAUUAUUUAGAUUUUAACAGUGAGGAUGAAUUAGAGCAGCUGAGAGCCGCUGUUGAUUUUCUUGUGGAACUUUGUGAUACAACUCCUGUCAAGGACUCUAAAUUUACAAAUUGGUCUCACCAAGCUGUGGACUUCAUUUUAGUAUCUUUGAAGAAUCUGUUAUCAAUGGGCAAGAACCCGGAACUCAUUGAAGGAAUUAUUAACAGCUUAAUUAUGCGUUUGGUUAGAAGGAUGUCUUCCCCCUCAACAGAAUCCUUUCAAGCCAUCGCUGAUUCCCCAUUCUACAUUCAACACACAAUCCGUAAGCUUGGAAGUGAGCCAUUCAUUGGACAGCGUGCAAUACUUUAUGUUUCUCAAAGAAUAUAUGCCCUCACAGAAAGUUUGCUGUUCUCGGAUCCAUUUGAGGAAGCUUUUCCUACAAUGCAUGAGUGUAUGUUUUCAAUGAUCCAGCUUAUUGAGUUUUUGAUAUCCGACUACCUUUCAACCUGGUCACAGGAUGAAGGCUUUGACAACAUUCUCUUUGAAGAGUGGGUGACAUCAGUUCUACAUGCACGGAAAGCUGUCGAACUUCUAGAAAGCAGAAAUGGUCUCUAUGUGCUAUACAUGGACCGGGUAACUGGGGAAUUGGCUAAACUAAUCGGCCAGGAGAAACCUCAUGUUGCUCCAUUUAGAAAUUAUUUCCACUUGCUUACAUGUCUCAUAGACUCAAUACUCUGCUUCUCCAAUUCUAUAAGCUUGAUCUUGAAAUCAAUCAGACGUGACACCCCUGAAAUUGGUUCUUGCUUUCUCCCUUAUCACCGUCUUCUUGUUCUCUCAAUCGCCUCCUGCUUCAGCUCAUCAGGAAGGCAGUCUGGUUCCAUCCGGUCAGCAGCCUUCUGUGGGCACAGAAAAAUUGGCAGCUGACAGGGACACGGAUUCCUUUGGAAACAGGAAGCUCCGGAUUUGCAUGAGGAAGAGAAUCCGCCCCAGUGGAAUAGGAACUCGUGGCAGAACAUCAUCGGCUGUGCGAAUCCGAUUGUCUUCCUUCCAUGUUGCUUCUGUUCUUGGUUAUUCGUUCUUCUUUGCUUUCCUCCUAUUGUAAUAUCCCCUUUUUCUUUUUCCUUUUAGUGAAUUGUGAGAUAAGGAAGUUAGUAUAUUUGGGUAUGGUGAAGGUAUAAAUUUCGAAUCCUAAAAUUAAGAAAUUUAAGUUACCAGU
Molecule: messenger RNA, 1639 nt
Organism: Rubroshorea leprosula
Lineage: Eukaryota; Viridiplantae; Streptophyta; Magnoliopsida; Malvales; Dipterocarpaceae
Source: the annotation of a GenBank genome assembly